Messenger RNA from Hydractinia symbiolongicarpus, 1845 nucleotides. Its product is annotated as cilia- and flagella- associated protein 210-like. NCBI's taxonomy places the organism in Eukaryota, Metazoa, Cnidaria, Hydrozoa, Anthoathecata, Hydractiniidae. The record is from RefSeq and is a predicted model, not a curated record. The transcript has 15 exons. Bases 107 to 1756 code for a protein of 549 amino acids.
AACAUAAAUUUUGUAAAUGGCGGCGAGGAGGAGAAAUCUCAGAUCAGGAAAAAAGGGCAGUUAACUGAUGUCUACCCAUACGUGAAUAAUUGCUUAUAGAAUAGUCAUGUCUACAAUCAUGUAUGGAAGAAGAGGGGGUAUGGCAACAAAUAAAAUGAUGACAGAAUUCCCAAGAGUUGGUUUAAUGGCUCAGGGAAUUAAUCCUAGAGACGUAGCAGUUUUUCAACCAAAAGAUUGGCAAAGAAUACAAAAUAGUUUAACUAAGUACAACCGUGAAGCAGAGGAACAUGCAGAACAGAAACGAGAGAGAGAAAAACUACAUGCAAAGUCAAAGAAAUUAGUUAAAAACUGGGAAAAUACUAUUGAGGGUCAGCGUUUAAAGAAAUUACAAGCUCGUAAAAUAAGAGAAGAACAGGAGGAAUUGGAGAGACAGGAGAUAGAUAUCGCAGAAGCUAAGUUACAAGCUGAAAAAAGAAAGGAAGCCAUCCAGAGAGCUAAGCAGCUUCAGUAUUACGACACUGAUCGUGUUAAAGGCUUUCAUGGAGCUUUGCUGUUGACUGAGGUGUUGAAAGAGCGUGAUGCACAAAUAGAAAUGAAAAAAGCAAAAAGUAAUUGGAGGAAGGAAAGAGAGACGCAUGCGCUGGCGUUGCAGAAAAAGAAUUAUAAAGACGCUAUCAGAGCUGAUUUAGAUAAAGCUCAAGCACGAUUUUCUCAAUCAUGCGAAGUAUCGAACUUCCAACGUGUACAGGUUAAAAACAAAGAGCAAAAUAUUUUGUUCGACAAGCAGAAGGAUAUCGAAGAAGGUAAAACUAUUGAACAACAGUACAAAGCGUUUUGUUCUGCAAAAGCUGCUAUUGCUGCUCAAGAAAGACACUCAAAGACAGUGUUGAUGAAUAAUUAUCAGAAAGAAAUCAUGCUUAAGAAGGAAAAGGAAGAACAAGAAAAAAUGCAAGAAAAAAUCGAAGAUGAAAAAAACAAGAAAUUUGUUAAUGCAAAGCGGAAAAUGACGAAAAUGAGAAAGGAAAAAGAAAAUGAGCUUUUCGAAGCUUUUCAAAACCACACCGAAAAAAUGCGCCAGCAGUUGCAACAAGAGAUGCAACAAAGAGUGGAUGACGAAGAUGAUCGCAUAGCGAAAGCUGUUGCUGAACGAGAAGCUAAACGAAUGGCUGAGGAGGAGCGGAAACAACGUGAGCAGAAGGAAACUUUAACGUUGAUAAAUGAACAUCGCAUAGCAAUGAUCAACGAAGCUGAAAGAAUAGGACAGGAGAAUCAAAAAAGAGAUAAAAGUUUGCUGAAGGAGCGCAUAAAAGAAGAUCGUCAGUUUCAUAAAAGCGUGAUUGAAGAUAAGGCGAAACAACGUGUAAAAGCCGCCGAAUUACAAAAUAUUCGCAACAAUCAAAAGAAAGCAAGAGCGUUAAAAGUUCAAGAAGAGUUCAACCAACAGCUCGAACGGGAUAAAAAGAAUACCGAACUACUGGUACAAGAAGAAGAGAUCUUUCAAGAAUAUGCUACCAAGGUUAUUGAAGAUGCCAAACGAGGAGAACGAAAUCCCUUUCCGUUAAUAAAAGCUAAAAAUGAAGGACCUGGUGGCGGUCGUGGACCAAAAUUUGAGGGUAAUGCUGGUCUGAGACCAAGUUACAUCGUAGCUGACGCCACUGGUGUGCAGCUUCCACACUACAUGAAGGACGAAGCUGUGUACUAUCAAUCCUACGGUCAUGUUGGAAAGUCAGGCAAGCGGCUAGGUUUUACAUGGUAGUUUUAAUCUUUUCCCAAAUUUCUAAAUUUUUGUACAUAUACACUAAAUCUAAAAUAUUUUGUUAGCAAGAAAUAUAACGUAUUAUUAUA